AUUAUUUCCUAUUAUAUAUACUCACAGCUAAACUUGGACGCCGCUUCUACGUACAACAACGCACGCAAGAUUAUACUAGUACUACUUUGUGCCUUGCUUAUAGUUUUCUUGUCCUCCACGUUCCCUCCUUCUCCCAUUUAUCUCUAGAUGCCUGAAAACCCUCAGCAGGCUCCAGCUGUCGCUGCAGCACCCUCAAAAUCAAAACACGGUGCUACAUCCCAAGCUCCACCCGCACCGAGGAAAGUUAGAUUCAACGUUGGUACUCAGUAUCAGGUUCUCGAUGUCGUAGGCGAGGGCGCAUAUGGUAUCGUCUGUUCAGCUGUUCACCGGCCCAGUGGCCGCAAGGUUGCCAUCAAGAAGAUCGCACCCUUUGAUCAUUCCAUGUUCUGCUUGCGGACACUCCGAGAACUAAAACUCCUCAAAUUUCUCAGUGAAGCUGGUGUAAGCGAGAAUAUCAUUUCAAUUUUGGACAUUAUCAAGCCUCCUUCUCUAGACGCUUUCAAAGAAGUUUAUCUGAUCCAGGAGCUGAUGGAAACAGACAUGCACCGUGUUAUCCGAACCCAAGACCUCUCAGAUGACCACGCUCAAUAUUUCAUUUAUCAGACCCUGCGCGCACUCAAGGCCCUACAUUCUGCUGAUGUCAUCCACCGUGAUCUCAAACCUUCAAAUCUCCUCCUUAAUGCAAACUGUGAUCUCAAGGUCUGCGACUUUGGGCUGGCACGAUCAGUAAAGACCGCCGAACCAUCAGGCACCGAAACCGGGUUUAUGACCGAAUAUGUCGCUACACGGUGGUACCGAGCCCCUGAGAUCAUGCUGACGUUCAAGCAAUAUACUAAAGCUAUUGACGUCUGGUCUGUUGGAUGCAUCUUGGCUGAGAUGCUCUCCGGAAAACCUUUGUUCCCCGGCAGAGACUACCACCAUCAGCUCACCUUGAUCUUGGAUGUUCUUGGCACACCAACGCUGGACGAGUUUUACGCCAUUACCACACGCAGAUCACGAGAUUAUAUUCGAGCUCUUCCUUUCCGCAAACGCCGGCCAUUUGCGCAAAUCUUCCCCAACGCCAAUCCUUUGGCUGUAGACUUCUUGACAAAGACUCUCACAUUCGAUCCUAAGAAACGCAUAACAGUCGAAGAGGCUUUGGCUCACCCAUACCUCGAAGCAUAUCACGAUCCCGAUGACGAACCAGUCGCACCACCGCUCGACCCCGAGUUCUUUGAAUUCGACCGUAAGUACUCAGGUUUGAUAAGCGCGCAUGCAUAUUUACCAUAUUCGGCAGUACACAAGGACGAUAUCAGCCGCGAACAGCUCAAAGAACUCCUCUACGAAGAGAUCAUAUCCUUCUGUCCCGCCCCAAUCACCUAAACACACCAUCGCUGUCCAUAAAUCAGAGGAUUCAUAUGUAAUACUGUGCCGAGCGUCAAAUUGAAUUAGGGGAUAGAAAUAUGUACGAAAUAUGUUCUUUGGUGCCUUCUAACUGGUAGUCGUGCUGCUUUGCUAUGGACAGUACUCAUUCAAUGUUUUUGUGUAUCUCUUCGCAAUCAGCAGCUCAUCGCACGGAUCUUGUAAUUAUUACACGUUUUUGUCGCCGCGUCACCCAAUGUUCAAUCUAUGCAAUUUGUUUGGAUGAC
Suillus plorans is the source of this 1628-nucleotide messenger RNA. Its product is annotated as kinase-like domain-containing protein. The record is from RefSeq and is a predicted model, not a curated record. Gene Ontology annotation, molecular function: ATP binding; MAP kinase activity. Gene Ontology annotation, cellular component: nucleus; cytoplasm. Bases 148 to 1362 code for a protein of 404 amino acids. Gene Ontology annotation, biological process: protein phosphorylation; intracellular signal transduction. The transcript has 6 exons. NCBI's taxonomy places the organism in Eukaryota, Fungi, Basidiomycota, Agaricomycetes, Boletales, Suillaceae.